This is a messenger RNA of Zalophus californianus (California sea lion), 7063 nucleotides long. RefSeq names its product exosome component 6 (gene EXOSC6). The coding region runs from base 526 to 1344 and encodes 272 amino acids. The transcript has 2 exons. Lineage: Eukaryota; Metazoa; Chordata; Mammalia; Carnivora; Otariidae. Gene Ontology annotation, biological process: rRNA catabolic process; poly(A)-dependent snoRNA 3'-end processing; U4 snRNA 3'-end processing. Gene Ontology annotation, cellular component: nuclear exosome (RNase complex); cytoplasmic exosome (RNase complex); nucleolus. The record is from RefSeq and is a predicted model, not a curated record.
CAUGCCAGGGUGAGGACCCCCAGGGGUACAAAGAAUACACAAUCCAGUGCAGCAGAGGCCGUUUCAUCCAUCAACAAGCAUUGUGCCAGCCAGGGCACUGACGAUGGCAGGAAGAGAAAAGGCCAUUGCCUUCUUGGGGGAACCAGAGGGGAACAUGUAUGAAAGUGACACAAGUAAGUGCACAAUUAAAAUAAUUACAACUUACACAAGUGAAUGGACAAAGACGUACGGCCUGGGACUGCUCUGGCCCGAGAGGCUAGAGGUUAGCCAGACCGGCCCAGCUCCCAUUUCUGCAGGCCGCCCAGGCCGUCCAACCAUUCAUCCAUCGAGAUCCCAAGGGUCCUUGGGGCGGCCCCGGGGCUCGGCGGCGCUCGCUGUUCUCCCUCCAGGACAGCAGGGGGUGGUGCGGCGCCGCCUGCCGCUAUCCCGACAGCCCUCGCGCGGGCGCGCGGCUUAAGCAAGCGGAAGAACCCGCGCGCGAGGCCGGGUCGGCGGGCGGAAGCGGCUCGCACGCCAGGCGUCGCCAUGCCCGGGGACCACCGCCGCAUCCGCGGGCCCGAGGAGUCGCAGCCGCCGCAGCUGUACGCGGCCGACAAGGAUGAGGCGCCCGCCGCCCGCGACCCGACGCGGCUGCGGCCCGUGUACGCGCGCGCAGGGCUGCUGAGCCAGGCCAAGGGCUCGGCCUACCUGGAGGCGGGAGGCACCAAGGUGCUGUGCGCCGUGUCCGGCCCGCGGCAGGCCGAGGGCAGCGAACGCGGUGGCGGCCCGGCCGGAGCGGGCGGCGAGGCCCCGGCCGCGCUGCGCGGCCGCCUGCUCUGCGACUUCCGCCGCGCGCCCUUCUCCGGCCGCCGGCGCCGCGCGCCUCCGGGCGGCGGGGAGGAGCGCGAGCUGGCGCUGGCCCUGCAGGAGGCGCUCGAGCCGGCGGUGCGCCUGGGCCGCUACCCGCGCGCGCAGCUCGAGGUGUCGGCGCUGCUGCUCGAGGACGGCGGCUCGGCGCUGGCCGCCGCGCUCACGGCCGCCGCGCUCGCCCUGGCCGACGCGGGCGUCGAGAUGUACGACCUGGUGGUGGGCUGCGGCCUGAGCCGCACCCCGGAGCCGGCGCCCACCUGGCUGCUGGACCCCACGCGACUCGAGGAGGAGCACGCCGCCGCCGGCCUCACCGUGGCGCUCAUGCCUGUGCUCAACCAGGUGGCCGGGCUGCUGGGCAGCGGGGAGGGCGGCCCGACCGAGAGCUGGGCCGAGGCGGUGCGUCUGGGCCUGGAGGGCUGCCAGCGCCUCUACCCCGUCCUGCAGCAGUGCUUGGUGCGGGCUGCCCGCCGGAGGGGCGCCGCCGCGCCGUCCUGAACCAGAAGCCUGAGCAACGACGGACGCGGAGGGCCGAGCUGCCGCCGUCCCCUAAAAGACCCGUGCCGUCAGCUUCCAGACUGCACGGAGCUGAGAAUUCAGAGGGCUGGACAGGAUCUGAGGAGGCGUGCACAGAGCUAAUGCACUGGACAGCUGUGUUGGGACAGUUUUUUAGAGACUUCCGUUAAAGAAACUUUUCUACGUGAGCUGGUGCUUCCCAGUUACGACCCAAAGAAACUUGCGAAUGCGGCCUGACUCCCAAGUUGGAAAGGACUUUUCAGCUGGACUCGCCUGGAAAACGGGACUUGAAGCUUUUGUCUUGUAAGGGAUGGACUCUGCAGGCCAGCUAGUGACUCCCUUCUAUGUAAUUGGUCUGCUCUUGAGAGAAUGGACAAGGGGGCUGUGUCUUCUCAUUUAUAUCUGAGCUAAAACAAACUCCUUUGUAUCUGGAGAAGUGUUCUAUUGUGGUUCUUCUCGGUAGUGAAUUUAAAGGAGCAAGACUCUUUUGCACCGAGUAGUGGACCCAUGGGGUCGAGGGCUUGGGACAGCAUUGCCUGGAAUGUGUCCUGUUCCUUAGACCAACAUAAGCAAAAGAGGCCGGCUGAAACGGAAGGAGGUGCAGGGGCUGGUGUGGGGGAAUGUGCCUUGAAGGAGGAGAAGCUGCUCCUUGAGUACCACAGUUGGCCACUGGUGAGGUUGAAAACUUCCAUUUGGAGGCCUGGACUGGACUCGUUCUUACGGAGACGUCGUUCAGCAGUUCAGCAGCCACCAUAAUCCCAUCGCCACCCCUGCCCUUCCUCCGGGCACCAUCCUGAGGGCUCGAGCCACGGCCACCGCUGCCCACCCACUGCUGCCCCAGAUCCAGGCGGCCCAGCGCCCCCCGCCCCCCAACAAAGGGCUUCAUCCUCCCUCCUGGAGUCCCCUGGGCCAGAUCAUUACAAAACCCCUAGAGUCUCCCAUGAGACACAUGGCAAACCAACAGACCUCACAGGCAGCUCUGCAUCACUGAAGAAACACCAGGUUAAAGAACCGAGUGUUACCCAGGAGCAGACACCUGCUCAUCAGCCCAGAACAAAAGCAGUGGCAAAGCCACCCACACUGGCACACUCACAGGGUGACACACACCCUCAGGCGGGUGCUGGCAGGGAGAGAUUGGGCCUCAUCUGUGUCAAGGUCAAGCUGAAGGUGCAGAGACUUCUUGGAGCAGCCCCCAGCUCAGCCCUGCCAUCUCCCUUCCGGGAAGACGAGGCAAGGCAAAACCCAAAAGCAACCAGAACCUUCAGCACCAGGGCAUUUACACAGUGUGGUUCCUAACAGCAAACACUUGCCCUACCGCCUCCUCCACCGCAAGGUGGAAACCACCCGAGUGCCCACAGGAGGGCCAGGAGCUGAGUGAGGCCACCACAGAUGCCCAGCUCAAAGGACGCAUGUCCUUACGCCUGUGAAGAUGGCAUGUUGGCUGGCAGAAUUUGGUGAGCUCCUUUCUGAAAAUGUUUCAAGAGUUCCUAACAUUUUCUUUAAGCUUCCCAAGUUAGGGGCAAGAUUUCAUCCAGGCAUGUUCCCAUUUGCUACUUCCCAAACAUCUCUAGCUGGAAGAAGCCCCCAGGCACCACGCAGGUGGGGCUUCCUGGGGCGGACCUGGCUCCAGGUGGGAGGUGGGGCACCGGUCUCUGUCAGCAGGGUGGUGCUGGGUGACAUCAGUGACGGGGGCCCUGGGAAUGAACUGGGUCAUCUCCCUCAGUUUACAGACAAAACUUGAGGCCAAGGGAGAAGAGACUUCCAGGUGCCACAGUGAGUAGUCUGAGUUGGCCUCCUGGGGAUCUUGUUCCAUCUCAGGGGAACCCAGAGCCUCGGACAAGCCAGCCACCAGCCUCCCUCCCCGGCAGGCUGCGGGCAGUCCUGCACAGACUCACCAGGAGAUGGCUGUGCCCUGAUGUCUCUUCUGGCCCGGGUGGGCUGGGCCUGGCCUGGGCUCUCCAGCCAUGUCGAAGACUGAAGAGAGAAAAGGAGAGCAGGGCAGAGCCUGAGAGGAUGAGGGAGGGGUGCAGAGGAGGGCCCAGGUGCUCACGGGCCCCACUGGCUUCCAGGCUGGCCCUUCCCUGCUCCUCCGCUCCGUGGCCGUGGGUAUUGCUCUGUAAGAGGCAACGCGGCAGAGCACGGCCCCGGUCAGUGGGCAGCCCCGCCUGGCCUCCUUCACACCCCAAACCCACAAUGGGAAUCAGCCCCAUUGCCCGUGGCCUGGAAUUGGGUGUGGUACCGUCAAAAGGCAGAAGGGAAAAUAUUCGUGAUCUCCGUGUCCUCUGAGGAGACCCCUAGCCCUGGCCAGAGUCAAUGCUCGAAUGUCCUCCUGCUGCCCCUCUGCCUGCCCACUUGCCCGCCUGCUGCUGGCCCACGCGCCCCAGCUACCUCCGGGCUAAGCCCUGGGGGGCCGGCCGCGGCGGAGCUGGCCAGGGUGGCUCUGAGUGAGAAGCAGAGCCUGCAGCUGGCCGGGGCUGGGGCUGGACACCCCCCUGCCCUCUCUCCGUGGGGGAGGCAAGAGUCCACUGAACCCAUGCAGGGGAGGGCUGAGAAACGCCCAGCGAGGCAGCCUCUGUGCACCUGUCACGGCAGAUCUUCUUGUUUCUGGACUCCUCUCCUCCUCGCCUCAGCACUGGAGACAGCAGCACUGCCCCCGUGGCAGAGGGAGGGGCUUCUGUUCACCGCGGACCCCCCCCCUCGGUGCUCAGGGCCUGGCACUCAGCAGGCACCCGUUGAUGUCUGCGGAAUACGUGGAUGGAAGCCCAUUAAAUCAUUCCAUUUUUUGUGUGGGGUUUGGAUCAGACCCCAGAGUUUCGCUUGUGACUUCAGGGCCCCUCCCUGACCCCAACCCCUUUCUUCCUCAAUCUGUGAUCAUCAUCCGUGGUCCACCGUGGCUGCCAAGACGGUAACAAAUGUGAGCCUUCUUUUUCCCGUUCUCAAGACUUCAUGCCAUACAAGCGCCGAGAGCACUCACUCAGCACCUGCUUGCUUGCUUUCUGGGAGGAACAGGAGACUGGCGACAGUGUCCCCGAGGCAUUGACGAUCCAGACCGAGUGUUUAAUUGGGAGGAAGUUGGCAAUUUGUCACCUUGGACUUUUUCUUCCAUUGGUGGUCCUGAUUCAUCCCCUCAAGGACACAUCACACAAAUGACCAUGCGCCAAGGUAAACGCCCGCACCUCCAUCUUGCCUGGCUUUCUGCGGCUUUUCUUUUGGCAUAACUUUAUACCUGUGGUCACCUUCACAUUUGCAAUAUCCAAAGGGGACAGAAAAUCACACCCAUGUAUACCACACAGGGCAUGGGCACAUAGAAAUGCCUACUGUGCCCAAGAUGGAAGGGUCAAGUGGGAAAAACCAUUUAUGGCCCCCAGAUUGCCAAUCAUGGGCUAAUUAUCACAAGGGGGCUAGUGGAGUAUCUGGGAAGUUCACCAUCAAUGGCAAACCUUGUCCAAUGUGUAAUGGGCAUCUUCCUGGGCACGUGCCACCUUCAGCCCAGAGCAGACAAGCCUGGGGGCAUGGCUGGGCCCCUCCCCCACUCAGGGGCUAUAUUAAUCAAGAUUCUCCAGAGAAACAGAACCAAUAGGAGGCAUAUACCGAAAGAGAUUUAUUAUAAGGAAUUGGUUCACAUGAUUAUGGAGGCUGACGAAUCUCAAGAUCUACAGUCAGCAAACCAGAGACCCAUGAGAGCCAAUGGCAUAGCUCCAGUCCAAAGACCAGCAGGUCUGAGACCUAGGAAGAGCCAAAGUUUCAGUUCAAGUCUGAAGGCAGGAGAAACAAAACAAAACAAAAACCGGAUGUCCCAGUUCAAUGGCAGACAGGAAGAGUUCCCUCUUACUCUUGGGAAGGUAAACCUUUCUGUUCUAUUCAAGCCUUCAACUGAUUGGAUGAGGCCCACCCACAUUGGGGAGGGCAAUCUGCUUUACUUAGCCCCUUCAAACGUUGAUCUCAUCCGAAAACACUUUCACAGACUCACCCAAAAUAAUAUUUGGCCAAAGCUCUGGCCACCUUGUGGCCCAGAUUGAAACAUAAAAUUAACUAUCACAGGGGCCAAGUGCCGGAAACGGGUAGAGGUCUGUGCUCCAUAUUCAUCUCUCACAAAGGGACACGCCCUCUUGUGUUCCCCCAGGCCGUGAGUGCCUGAUUCAUGAAACAGUCAUGAUGGGUGACAGCUGAUGACACAGGGACAGGGGACAUCAGCAUCAGGUGGGAAGAAAGCAGACGACAGAAACAGACCAAGUGGGUGGAAGGACCAGAAUCAAGACCAAGGAGAGGAGCAGAAGGGGGUGGCUAUAUUGGACAGCUGAUCUCUGGAGCUCCCCGAGCUGCCUCCCAGAUGUGUCCAUCCUGAAUUCAUCAAACGGAUGCGAAGUAGUUCACUGAUUUUCAUAGAGCUCCCCGGAAGAGAGGAAAGGGUCAUUGUAUCAUCCCCAGCACUAAAAUAUAUGGCAAGCAGCGGCCAGCAAUGAUUGAAUUCCAACAAUCUCCUGGACGUUGGGCUGCAGACUCCACACCCAUCAUCUGAACCCUCCUGGCAGCUUUGCAGGGCAGAUGCUGUCGGUACCCCCAUCGGACUGGAUCCGGGGUCAGGUGGAGAGCAAGCUGAGAGGAACAUUGGGAUCUCCGGCCCCUGCCUUGCAACCACUGCCGUGUUCCAAGAAGUCAGAGAACUUACUUGAAGGUGCCCAGGGGGAUCGGCUGGAGGCAGAGUCUGGUCCUGGGAGCACCUCCGGGCUGCCAUGUCUUGGCGCCGGAUGGCUGCAUGACCCGCUCCAAAGGGGGGGCGAGAACCCUGGUGAGGGCUUGGGCUGACGAGGGCAGCACUGCAGGCCGGGGUCCUGGAUGUAGCAGGUGGCUUCUUGCAGUGGACACGAGUCAUUCUUUCGGCCACUUCACAUCUGAGCCCCCUUCCUGUGUUACAGGUGUCCCCUAGCUUGGAGACAGAAACUGCCUCCCAGGAAAAGAGCUGAAAACACCCCUUUCUGCCUCCCUCUCCCCACCUUCCUUGCCCCUAGGGCCUGGACACACAACGUGGCCCCUGCCAUCAGACACAUGGGCCUGACUUUGAAUUCGAGUGGUCAGUGUGACGCAGCUCGUCCCAGCUGGUGAUGGUGGCAACGGCAGCAGAUACAUCCAGCCCCGUCCCACGUUGGUGACGCUGACUGUGGCAUCUGCGCUCGGCAGGGGCAGUGAGGUGCCUUCCAGGCCUGAUCCUCUGGCCUUUCCCAGAGCUCCUGGGAACUCACCAGUCUCUUUGGCAAAUUCCUUUUCUGUGUAGAGUCGCCAGGAUCAGUUUCUGUUGCUUAAAACAAGAACCUUGAUUGAUACAAAAUAGGACUCCUGUGUGGGAGGAGCGAGAAGCCCAGGAGGAAACGGGGGCGAUCUAAGGCUGGGUAGUGGCCAGAGGACGGUGAAAAUCCUGCUAGCAUGAAGGGGCAGGACAUCGGUGGCCCAUGGCAUGCCAUGGUGAGACACUUAAUCCUGCGGUCCCCCAGAACAAAGCGUCCCUCAAAGGCAAGGCUUUGGGGAUCUGGUGGCUCCUGACAUAGAAGAGUAUAAAGAUUACCCCAAAGUCAGGGGCUGUUGGUCAGAGGGUUGUGCUAAUGGCACCACACAGCUUGAAGGAAAGAAAGACAAGCUCAGGGCGCCCGGGUGGCACAGCCGUUGAAGCGUCUGCCUUCAGCUCAGGUCAUGGUCCCAGGGUCCU